Molecule: messenger RNA, 942 nt
Organism: Rhizoctonia solani
Lineage: Eukaryota; Fungi; Basidiomycota; Agaricomycetes; Cantharellales; Ceratobasidiaceae
Product: F-box-like domain-containing protein
Exons: 1
Coding region: 1-942 (313 amino acids)
Source: RefSeq, a predicted model, not a curated record
AUGGACACCUCCCAGUUCUUGCUUAGUCCUAUCGGAUCGCUCCCCUGCGCUCCAUCCCCGCUGGCACGAUUCACAGAUACAUUCGAUCUACCGCCUUCGUCCAAGAGCGAAUUCGCAGACAACCUCUCGUCCCCUCCUCCUUUCUUCGAGUCUUCCUCUCUCUCAGCCUUCCGUUUCCCAACUGAGAAAAACGAGGAUCGCACUCAGUUCGCUUCUCGCAAUCCUUACCGCCGAGAAAGGAAUACGUCUCCACCACGUCUGCGCCGAGUUCGCACGCUUGACCUCGAGGCCGAUCGUACCUCUAUGUUGUCUUCAUCGUCACCAUCGUCGUCCCGAUCCCCGUCUCCACCGCCUUAUGGUUAUUGCGAGACAUUCGAAGAGGAGUCUGAAGAAGAGGAAGACAUCUCGGCUGAAGAGCACGCCAUUCUUGCUGCUCGCUGCCGUGCCGUGCAUGCUGAACGGGUCGCGAGGUACCAUGAACAAGAAUUGUCUUUCCGUAUCCGCAAUCUCAGGGCGUCGCGCUCUCAGCCUAGUUCUCCUUCCUCAUCAUCAGGGUCGGCCUCUUUCCCAUGGACCCAACCUUACCCAACUCACGAGGAUCCUGUGACUGAGGCGGAAUACCGUCGUGCCCGUAGCGAAGUGCGCCGCCGCCGCCGCAGCGAACGUAUGCGUAUUGUUGAGCUCGGAAAUUUGCUUGAUGCGCGCCGGGCUCGUGUUUCUCCACCUCAGACCCCACCUCCAUCUUACGAAUUAUCCGCUCUCGGGCUUACUGGAACCCAGAACUCUACCUCGGUUCCGCUGGCCGACCAAAUUGUAGCUCGAAUGAUUUUGAAGCGCCGGGAGAGUGCCACCUUCCGCACCCCGAACCAUGGGCUGGAACCACGCCGCAGCUCGAGCUCGUUGCGAUUCGAAGCUCUCAGUCUUUCUUCCGAAUCGGAUUAA